UUGCCAGGGGACCUGCCUCCUUUCACCAUGUCCAUACUCUCAUUUGGACCAUUCUCACCUGACCUGGGACCCAGCAGCUCGGAAGAAGAGCCAACUCCUGGGACGAGGCUUCUCCUUCCCCCAUCCCCACCUAUCCUGUCCAGGUCUGCCUAGAAGGGGGCAGAGGCAGGUGGUCCCCAGAUGUGCCCCUUAGUUCCCUGGGGCACCCCUUUCACGCUGAGUCACGUCCCCAGAACGCUCCCUGGUAAACAAGCCCCUGGGGUUUGGCGGCGAGGGGCGGGGAUGGUGAGGGCACGCCACCUCAUCCUAUCAACUAUUCUCCACCCCCACCCCCAGUCCUUGUAUCUCCCCUGGCAGCAACUACAGCGGUCCCAGGCCGCUGUGACACCAUAUACCAGGGCUUUGCCGAGUGUCUCAUCCGCUUGGGGGACGGCAUGGGCCGCGGAGGUGAGCUGGAGAGCGUCUGCAGGUCUUGGAAUGAUUUCCACACCUGUGCCUCGCGAGUCCUGUUGGGCUGCCCUGAGGAGGCCGCCGCCGUGUGGGAGUCACUACAGCAAGAAGCUCGCCGGGCCCCACACCCAGAUAAUUUGCACACUCUGUGCGGCACCCCUGUACGCCUUCAGGAGCACGGGGCGGGCCCAGAGACCAACCAGGAGACGCUGCGGGCGACAGCGCCAGCACCCACUCGGGUCCCCGAGCCCCCUCUGCUGGCGGCUGCUUUGGCACUCGCCUGCCUCCUGGGUCCUCUGGCCUAG
This is a messenger RNA of Lagenorhynchus albirostris (white-beaked dolphin), 755 nucleotides long. It is a transcript of the gene NRN1L, whose product is annotated as neuritin 1 like. The transcript is spliced from 2 exons. The coding region runs from base 435 to 755 and encodes 106 amino acids. Gene Ontology annotation, cellular component: plasma membrane. Gene Ontology annotation, biological process: neuron projection extension; nervous system development. Lineage: Eukaryota; Metazoa; Chordata; Mammalia; Artiodactyla; Delphinidae. The record is from RefSeq and is a predicted model, not a curated record.